Drosophila busckii is the source of this 1511-nucleotide messenger RNA. It is a transcript of the gene Rab21, whose product is annotated as ras-related protein Rab-21. The transcript is spliced from 2 exons. The coding region runs from base 146 to 820 and encodes 224 amino acids. Gene Ontology annotation, biological process: Rab protein signal transduction. NCBI's taxonomy places the organism in Eukaryota, Metazoa, Arthropoda, Insecta, Diptera, Drosophilidae. Gene Ontology annotation, molecular function: GTP binding; GTPase activity. The record is from RefSeq and is a predicted model, not a curated record.
CGAUAGAAUAGCAUAAUCGACUACACUGGAGAUCUAGCUUAUCGUUCUUUUGCAAAAAACCAAAAUCAAUUAAGAAAUUUCUUGUUUAUCAGGACAAUUCAAUGUUUGGAGCUUACCAGUGCAACUGUCAACGAGAGAAAUUAUAAUGAGCACGCGCAGAACGGGGUCGGGGCCAACGCUCAACUUUAAGGCGGUGCUGCUGGGCGAAGGCUGCGUGGGGAAAACCUCGCUGGUGCUACGUUACAUGGAGGACAAGUUCAACACACAGCAUUUGAGCACGUUACAGGCGUCGUUCGUCACCAAGAAGGUGUCGCUGCCAGACGAGCGACGAGCACAGUUGAACAUAUGGGAUACAGCUGGACAGGAGCGUUUUCAUGCGCUGGGACCCAUCUAUUAUCGGGGCUCAGAUGGCGCGCUGCUGGUUUACGACAUAACCGAUCAGGAUUCUUUCCAAAAGGUUAAGUCGUGGGUGCGGGAACUGAAGCAAAUGCGAGGCAGCGAAAUAUCGCUUAUCAUUGUAGGCAAUAAGACUGAUCUGGAGGAGCAACGCGCCGUAAGCUACGAGACAGCUUUGCGCUAUGCUCAAACAGUAGGCGCCCAGUAUGUGGAGACCUCUGCUAAGGAGAACGAGGGCGUCAGCGAGCUCUUCGAGUUGCUCACACAAUUAAUGCUGGAGCAUCAUGGCAAUAAGCUGCAGCAUGACGCAAGCUCGUUACGUCUGCAGAGCGGCAGCAGUGGCAUUGGCAUUUCGGAAGAUAUAGACACUGAUGCUGAUAACGCAGGCGCCGCUGCCGAGCAGCGUUCCUGCUGCGGUAUCUAAGCUGUCCAUGCAGGCAGGGAGGCAAGCAGACAGCCUUACAUUGUGAUAAUACCCAUUAUAUGAUAACUAUAUAGAUGAGAAACGAGUGUGUAUUUGUAUAUAAUACGUAUAAAUUAUAUAUGCACUAUAUUAACAAUUAACCAUUAACGGUUAAUGCAAAUGCCAAUAACGGGGAGAGUAUUUGCUUUAAAUUUACCCAUACUUAUUUGUUUUUCUCCUCUUUGCUAAUUUCCUCUUUUGGUUGUGCACACUUUUGGCUAAUUAAAUUUUCUUGUAUGCGUCAAAGUGUUUAUUUUUAAAAACAAAAACAAAGCUAUGUACAUACAUAUAUAUACAGUCGUCAUUAUUGCCAACGAUAAAGUCAUUAAAGUAAUUCACACAUGACAUGCAAAUUUCCCCACGGAGAGUGAGGGUCAGGCGGCAGUUAGCCUGGUGUUCAAGUUCACGUUCAGCUAGUUAUUAAUGCAUAAGCAGCAGUUGGUUACCACUCACGCGCCAAAUGAGACACUAAUACAGAACUUUAGUCUCUUUUUUUUCGAUUUGUUAUACAUAUUAAACAGCAUGAAACGGCUGGUGAUACUGAUAAAAACGCUGAUUGUCUAUGGAUUUGUUAUAAUAUAUGCGAUACUAACGCAUUUGUUGCAAAGCACACUGCAGUUGCUAAUCAACUAGCUGAACAAUUUAUUUAAAA